AUGGAUAGUGUAAGUAACAGUAAAUCCAAAUAGGAUCAAUUCUUUUCUAAAGAUGAUCCAUCAAUUAGGAGAUUCCUGCAAAUUUCAACUCACAAUGACGGCUAUAAUGACAUCGACCUAAAUUUUCCAAACAGCCAAAAAUCAGGGGGCUCUCAUUUGAUGCCUUAUUCAAAGAAAUUUGAGCACAUUAUAGCCAUACCUGGCGAGGAACGGUAGUUUUUAAGAGAUGAUGUUAAGCCAUUGACUAUGGAGACGAGAAAGCUGAAAUCGUCACAGAUUAAAUCAGCAACUCCGUCCAAUAUAGUAAGCCCAACCUCCAUGGUAGAUAAACCGUAAUCUACAAAAGAAGGACUGCUUAUUAGAAACCAAUUUAAAUUACCGGUAGUUUUGCAACAAACAGAAAAUUUGCAGAGCUUUAUUUACUAACUUGAGGCACUAAAGGCUAAAAUGAGCGCCUUUGACGACUAUCUGAUUGAAUCUAGGCAAUUUAUGAGAAGCACCGAUUAUCUUUCUUAAGAAGAAUUCUAGGUGCAUAUUUAAUCUAUCCUCAAAGAAGUUUAGCUUUAGGUUGAGAAUAAAAUGGAAAAUGUAUUUAUAAAGCUAAAGGGCAGAGUAGAUGAAAAAUCUAAUAAAGAAGAGGUUGAUAAAACUCUGAGAAUGAAAGCUAAUAGUUCUGAGUAUGACAUUCAUCAUCAUAAUGAAAUGUAUUAUGGAAACAUAACUGACAAAUUUGAAUAAAGAGAGGUUAUUUUAAAGGAAAUUAUGACAAAACUAUUAGACAAAUGCGAUAACACCAAAAUGCAUGAGGUGCUUGUAAGAAUAAAUAAAAUGGAAUCUAUGCUAGGUAUUGAUGAUCUGUCAACAGAUAAGAGCAUUGAGUCCUAUUCUGAGGGAAACUAUGAGGAAAAAGAAUUAUCAGAAAUUGUUCUGACAGAUAUCAAUGCUACUAAUGCCAAAGUCAAUCCUACAACAACUACUUCUCUGCCUGCCUAGACAAAUGAAAACACUUAGGUUGUAAAUAGUAACUCUUCAGAUAAUAACAAGGAUAACGAAACUAUAAAUAAUCAAAUUUCUUCUCCUAAUAACAUGAAUAAAGGCGCAGACAUUAAAGUAGAUUUACUCUCAAAGUAGACCAACCCUCUCUAGGAAUCUAAAUAACCUUCUGAAAAAAUCUUGCCAUUGAAGAAGGCCCACAGAAUUGAAAGAAUUAUGGCUCCUUUCAGUAACUCAUUUGUUGUUGAGACUAACUAUAAUCACCAACUGACUUUGAUGCAAAAGCAAAGUGACGAAAUUACCAUGGUGAACCUAAAGAAAGAUGAUAUCUAACUAGAUGAUUAAGUAAGCCAUUAAGUGGAGUAGGUUAUUAGUUUUAAGAUCCAAGAAACAUAGUAGGAUGACGAUCCACUACAGCAGCAUCAGUUUGAAAUAUUAUCGCCUAAAAUCAAGGACUCUAGGCAUUCUUCUAAAAGGAGCUCUAAAAUUGGAAAUAUAUUAAAGCAGGAAUCAUCGUAGGUAUCAACUAAGAAGCAUAAUAAGACUGAAAUGAAAACUCCAAAUUUCAAAGAGAAAUUACUACUAGCAACAUAAGACCCAAUUGUUGAUUACAAGAAGACCACAAGUCAGCACGAACUAGAACUCACAAAAAGGGACACUCAAAUUUCUAAGACUCAUUUAAAUGUUGGAAUAGGAUUCGAAAGAACUACUAAAAAUGGUGAUGGUCCGUUUAAAAAAAAGAGCAGUUUUGCACAUUAAAAUACAUCAUUUGAUCAGUACUACUAAGAAAUGGCUUUGAAGCAACAGUCAACUCAGGAUGAUGAAGGGCUGCUGAAGAAGUCAAGUCAGGUCUCUAAGUCUAAUGAAGAUGGUAAAAUGUCUCAGAACUCCCAAGGCUCCCCUAGAUUUGCAGGUAUGCUUAAGAAAUAACAAGUUGCUCUCAAGAAAUACUUUGAUGAGAAGUUCAGAGAACUCAAAAUUAGUGGCGGGGAAGAAAGAUUUGCUUAAUUUGAAAUAAAUAUCAAAACAACUUUAGAAAAACUAAAAGAACUUGAACAGCAGAACAAUGAGCAGAAUGAAAGCAUAAAACAGAUGAAGAAGAAUUUCGACAUCAUUACUGUGCAUAAGAAAUACUUCGACGCUUUAGUAGCUAAGCCUGUCGCUUAUGUGGAUAAAAUCAAGCAAUAACUUGUAGAGCAAAUCGACCAGUUAAGUCAAAAGUUAGACACUGAAAUAAAGAUGAAAUUCAGUAGAAUGGUAGAAAUAUCGAGUGAAACCUCCAAGAUGAAUCAUAAGUCUGAGUUAAAACUGCAAAAAAUGGAAAAAUAUCUGUAGAUUAUCAAUGGUGAAAGAGUUGACAUCAAUAAUAUGAAAAAUCUAAUGGAAGAUGUCCUUAAACACAGUGAGGAAUAAAAAAGGGACUUAGUGAGUAUUAAGAGUUAUGUCAUGGAAGCGAAAUUAAAUCAAACAGUCCUAUUCGGUAAUAAACAAGUUCAAGAAAACAAGGGGUUGUUUCAGUAGAACAUAACGAAUAUCAUUAAUAGUAGGAAGGACCCAGCAGAUAGAGAGAUUGAUGGGCUUUAGAAAUAAAUAGAAGGCUAUCAAAGAGAAUUAAAUGUAUGCCAGAAGUAGAAUAGGGAGAUAUUGGCAGACUAUAUGAGACUAUUGGAUGAGAAGAAAUCUUUGAUGAAAUUAAGCAUACCGCAAAAUAUAAUCUCAUCAUCUGAGAUGAACUCAUUCAUGGAGGAUACAUUUAACAAAAACAACAUUAGUUAGAGCAGAUCUCACAAUAUGUAUAAAUCUGUUUAGAGUCACAACCCACUUGCAAGAAAGGAUUCGAAUAGCUUUAAUGCAAAUACUAGCAGGAUAAACACUAACAAUGUGUCUAUGACUAUGUAGAGCACCUCUAGAUAAGUUAAGAAGAAUUAUACCAAUCAUUUAUCCCAAGAAAAACCAAUCAUUGAUGAGGAGAAAUUACACAAUGAGACUUCAAGGUGUCAAGCAAAGUCGAACAUGUCAUUUAACUCAAGUUCUUAGAUGAAGAUACCUUAACUCAAAGAAAUAGAAAAGCUCAAAGACUAGGUGAGCAAGCGCAAAAGCAACUUAAAGAAACGAGAAAAAUCAAGCUAGAAAUCCUUCUAUGAAUUCACCCAGCGAAGCAGUGUGAUUAAAUCCCCAAAAGCUAGGUCUCCCUCAAUGCAAACUAAGCACCACGUGAUGUUCAAUCAGACUUAACUAGGGUUCAAAAAUAAUGCUGAAUCAUCAAACCUGCUGCCAAAGAUUGGCAGCAGUCAAAAUAAAGCAAGUUCGCCCAAGGUCAUGAACUCUAGGGAGCGAAUGAGCAAAAAGAACUCAUCUUCACUGAGCAUAGCGCCUGCAUAAACACCCUCAUUGCUUCAAAAAGCUUAAGCCUUGUAGAAUGCUAAUGGUUCCCAGCACAAUAUUCAAGCCUCGAGUAAAAAUAUGAGUAAUCAGGCAAAGGGAAGGCAAUCAUAGCAUUCAAGGUCUAGUGAGGAAUCUUAAAGUGAAACAAGCAGCGUAAGUCAAUCUAGAGACAUUAAGUAUUCUAUAAUCGAUGAAGACUCUAUUUCUUAGUCAUCUGAUCAUAUACAGAAUGGGCUCUUCUUGAAAAGGGUUGACUAAUCAGUAUCAAACAUGUCAGCUGUAACGAGUCACAGAGAUGGUGUAAGCCAUCACAAUAAAGAAAUAUCAGUGUCUCGAAGAGUUUCCUCUCAAUUUAUUAACCACCAUCUUGUUAAAAAGGAUAAUCAUAGUUGA
Molecule: messenger RNA, 3771 nt
Organism: Stylonychia lemnae
Lineage: Eukaryota; Ciliophora; Spirotrichea; Sporadotrichida; Oxytrichidae
Source: the annotation of a GenBank genome assembly